Messenger RNA from Spea bombifrons (plains spadefoot toad), 3212 nucleotides. It is a transcript of the gene GALNT6, whose product is annotated as polypeptide N-acetylgalactosaminyltransferase 6. Lineage: Eukaryota; Metazoa; Chordata; Amphibia; Anura; Pelobatidae. Gene Ontology annotation, cellular component: Golgi apparatus. The transcript is spliced from 11 exons. The record is from RefSeq and is a predicted model, not a curated record. The coding region runs from base 302 to 2170 and encodes 622 amino acids.
UCAGAUCAUUUCCUGAAUGACUUAAGUGUGGUAAAGAUCAGCAGCAGGCAGAGGUAUCUGACAGCUGAGCCACUUGUCAUUUCCUUGUCUGCACUACAGCUAUGAACUAGAUGCAUACCCUGCCAGCCAUUCCCAUUACCUGCCCUCCCUGCACAGACUCUCACUGCCCUCCAAGUGCCUCUAAGCUCAGGACAAAAGGUCCCUGUGUGAAUGCUUUCAUUUUUUAAUGGACUAGCUAAAGAUCUCACCUACCUCUUCGAAACAUUUGGUCUACCAUCGCAAGGAUCUAUAAUACUUCAGAAUGAGAUUAUUAAGAAGACACUAUGGGCCCCUGAAGCUCGCCCUGGUGGGUGUAGUAUUUGUGAUCUUUGUUUUCAUUAUGCACAAAGACGUUGGGAAUGGUACCAAAGAUGAUCCGUGGUUAAAAAACAUUGUUGAACGGAAAGAUCAAGUCAUUGACAUCAUGAUGGGAGCUGUUAAUAACUUAAGGGACUCCAUGCCAAAGCUUCAGAUCAAGGCCCCCGUACAGCAAGAGGAAUCCGUACAGAAUAGCAAGUCCUGUCUUCCUGGAUAUUACACACCAGCUGAACUAAAACCAUUCAUGGAGAGACCUCCACAAGACCCCAACAGCCCUGGCGCGGAAGGGAAAGCUUUUAAGAAAGAUCAGUGGACUGCAGAAGAGACAAAGCAGAAAGAUAAGGGUUAUGACAAGCAUUGUUUCAAUGCAUUUGCCAGUGAGAAGAUUUCCCUUCACAGAGCCCUUGGACCUGACACCAGACCCCCUGAAUGCAUUGAACAGAAAUUUAAACGUUGCCCCCCACUUCCAACAACCAGCGUAAUUAUCGUCUUUCAUAACGAGGCCUGGUCCACCCUGCUUCGCACGGUGUAUAGCGUGCUACAUACAUCACCAGCCAUCUUACUAAAGGAAGUCAUUCUUGUGGAUGAUGCCAGCGAGGAUGAUUACUUGAAGGAACCAUUGGAUAACUAUGUGAAGUCCCUACAGAUCGUAAAGAUAAUGCGACAGAGAGAAAGGAAGGGUUUGAUCACAGCGCGGUUGCUGGGUGCUAGUGUUGCUACCGGAGAGGUGCUGACCUUCCUGGAUGCCCAUUGCGAGUGCUUCCAUGGGUGGCUGGAACCUCUCUUGUCCAGGAUCGCAGAAGAUCACACUGCUGUUGUGAGCCCAGAUAUAACCACUAUUGACCUAAACUCCUUUGAGUUUUCCAAACCAGUCCAGUACGGCAAGCAGCACAGUCGGGGGAACUUUGACUGGAGUUUGACAUUUGGUUGGGAAACAAUCCCAGCGCAUGAGAAAGAAAGAAGAAAAGAUGAAACAUACCCAAUCAAGUCUCCAACUUUUGCUGGUGGUCUUUUUGCAAUUUCCAAAUCGUACUUUGAGUACAUCGGAUCCUAUGAUGACCAAAUGGAAAUUUGGGGAGGAGAGAAUGUGGAAAUGUCUUUUAGGGUCUGGCAGUGUGGUGGACAGUUGGAGAUAAUACCUUGCUCUGUGGUAGGCCAUGUGUUUCGUACUAAGAGCCCCCACUCGUUCCCUAAAGGAACACAGGUCAUCUCCAGAAAUCAAGUGCGUCUUGCAGAGGUCUGGAUGGAUAGAUACAAGGAGAUUUAUUACCGGAGAAAUCAGCAGGCUGCCAAAAUGGUCAGAGAGAAAAGUUAUGGUGAUAUUUCUCAAAGACUUAAGCUCAAAGAAGAUUUGAAAUGUAAGAACUUUACGUGGUACCUGGAAAAUAUCUACCCUGAGAUGUUCAUACCUGACUUAUCACCAACCUAUUAUGGUGCUAUUAAAAAUGAAGGAUCCCAGAACUGUCUGGAUGUCGGGGAGAACAACCACGGUGGAAAGCCGCUGAUAAUGUACCCAUGCCACGGAAUGGGUGGCAACCAGUACUUUGAAUACUCCACCCAGCGUGAGCUGCGGCAUAAUAUUGGCAAGCAGCUGUGCCUACGUUCCAAGUAUGGGCCGGGUCAGGUGGAACUUGGGGAUUGUCAGUACAAAGGAAGAGGGACAACCGUGCCCGGGAAUGAAGAGUGGGAGAUUACAAAGGACCGCCUGCUUAGAAAUGUGGGUUCCAAUAUGUGUUUAACAUCUCGAGGGGAGCACCCAUCUACUACCGAGUGUAACCCUUCGGACAUACACCAGCGCUGGGGCUUCAGCUAAUGUUUUUGGGUUAUCCGCUACCUCUGCCGCAGUGCCUUUUUAAUCCACUGGAUCCAUAACAAGAACAUUUUAAACAUCAAAAUACUUUGUUCCCUAGAUGGUUUUGAGUCAGGGAACUUUUCAGUGUGGUCUUCUGCCAUAAUGUUUACUAAUAGAAUUGUGCCUUGAAUAAUAAGUGGAUCGUAGAAAAUUCACUUUCCUUUAAAAAAAACAAACUUUUUUUUAAUGUCAAAUCGGCCUGAAAUAGAAUUUAAAAUUCAGAAUUUAGGGGUAUUAGGUUGUUUUGCAAAUAUUUACUGUGUCACAGCCAAUGUGAAUGCUUCCAUACCUGUACAAAGGUGUAUUCUGGUAAACAGAAUAAAUAAAUCCCAGAGACGGUUCCCAUGUACAGGCAUCUAAUGGUCCUCUAUAUAGCAGCUUUCAAAAUGAACUCCGUAAUCUGCAAAAUUAGACUGAACUGGGGAACUCAAAAAAAGAAGCGUAAUGGAUUUUUGGUAAAACCUUUCCAGAUCUAACAGCAUGGACAGAAAAAGGACAAGCACAAGUAAUGAAGAAGCAUCAAAAUAGCAAAAACUUUAAGAAUACUGUGAUCUUCUUUUAAAAAAAUAAAGAAAAUGGGAAAACUACCAUAUUUGUCAUCAUGUCAACAACAAUGAGCCUUCUCACAAAAUUAUGAAAAAACUGCUACUUUUGUCCUUGAGCAAAAUACCAAAAACACUAACCAGUUUUAGCAAGAAUUUUUUUUUUAAUGUUUUUUUUUUUUUUUUAAUUGUAUGUCCUUAAAGAUCAAGCGUGUGCCGUUUCCACUGUAAUGAAGGUAAAGGGGCAAAACAAAAUACGAUAUGACUGUGACUUGAAGUAUAAAUCCGAAGUAUGCCUAAAUAAGGCAUAAGCAAAAAGGUUGUUCGUUAUUCAUGUUGCAUAUUUAUAAUGCCAUAAUCCUUGUAUAACAAAUGUUAAAAAUGUUGGGGCAGUUAGUUUCAACACUGGAUUAUUAGCAACAAAUAAAAACGACAUCAUUGUUAUUGUUUAUUUUACUACA